AUGACGGAAGUUAUCGGAGCCCGUAGCUUCGUAUUCUGCUCACAGAAGAUCGGUUCGCCCCACAAGCCGGCCACUCUCUCGUCCGCCUCCAAGGGGCACCAUAAAGCGGAGGUGAGUCCAGUUUCGGCCACUCCUUCUGUCGGUACCAAAACACACCAACGGCAGCAACCCCAACAACCGCCUAAAAAACGUCCUCUUUCCGGUUGCCAUGCUCAGCCUUCCAGUCUACAGAGCGAUGCUCUGGCCGAGCAGCGACAAGAAGAGCCUCAGAAACCGCUACAGCCGGAGGUUCCAGAUUGCGGCGUCUCAGCCGCACAGCCUCACCAGCCCCCGUCGAGAGAGGGGGAGGAGGAGACGAAGCAGGAGCAAGCACCAUUGAAACCGGCCAGACCCUUUCAGACCGUCGACAACCCUCUUUCCGGCACCGCGGCCGCCUCUUGUCUCGUCAGCCGGUCGCCGAGGCAGCUGAGUCCGACCUCCUCUUCACUCGACAGCCCCGGCCGCAGAUGGGCAGAUGCGCCGACCAAUCGGAUCUUCUCGGACGUCGGCAUCUGCUCGCCCGGCAGCCCAUCUUCAGACCGUCUCAGUCCUUUUGCCUCGUCCGUUGAGUCGCUGGCCGCCUCGAGACCCGCCGCCUCGAAUCUGCCGAUUCUCGUGUCGCCAGGCUUAAAAGCGUCAGCUUCGAGUCUCGCCCAA
Protopolystoma xenopodis is the source of this 696-nucleotide messenger RNA. Lineage: Eukaryota; Metazoa; Platyhelminthes; Monogenea; Polystomatidea; Polystomatidae. The record is from the annotation of a GenBank genome assembly.